AUGUCUCUUGAAGAAGGCAAGCGUAAGCGCUCCAACAUAAAGCGCAACAUUUCGCGUAUUAAAUCGAUCGUCGAAGCGGCAAGGGAGUCAGAUGAUAAACUUACCAAUGCUGAGCUUCAGUGUCGACUAGGAAUACUGGAAUGUUACUUCAAGCAGGCCUUAUCCGUCCAAGCUGACAUUGAGGAUUUAGAUCCACUUGACAACGGCCGCGCAGAUCUGGAAGAUAGCUACGUAGCAGUUAAGCUGAAUAUCCAAGCGCAACUUGGAGAAGAUGCUAACAGUACAGUGCACUUUCCCGAAACGUCAACAGCAGCAGUUGUUAAGCCCUCGUCGCAUCUGCCAAAACUAACAUUGUCAACAUUUAGCGGCGAUUACGCAGACUACAAGAAUUUUAUUACUUCAUUCACCCAGAUCAUUGCUCGUGAACCAAGGCUGUCGAACAUCGAAAAAUUUAAUUACCUGUUGACUUGUUUAAAGGGUCCCGCGCUAGAAACGGUUCAUGCAUUCCAAGUCACUAGCGAAAACUAUCCGAAGGCUUUGGAUAGGCUCAAGCAACGGUUCGACAACCCAACGUUAAUUUUUUUGGAAGGUAUUGCCUCACUGUUUUCAUUACCGGCACUGGAAAGGUCGAACGCUCAACAGCUGCGCAGUUUAAUAGACAAGGCAUUGGCAAUUGUUAGCUCCUUGGAGUCAGUAGGAACGUUUGCAAACAUCGCACAUGCAUUGCUAAUUAACAUUGUGAUGGGCAAGUGUGAUCAGCAAACCAGGAGCAAAUGGAACGAGUCUCUGGACUACAAGUCGCUUCCAACUUGGUCACAGUGCACUCAAGUCGUGGAACGACAUUGUCAGUUCUUGCACUCAUGCGAGGCAUCGUCACAACGAAAACCCGAGUCUGGCAAGCAAAAUCGCGCAAGCAAUCGCAUGCAAAAUUCGUCAUUUGCUAUCACUAACUCUAAUUGUGUUCUUUGUUCCAGUUCCAACCAUAAACUCGUCAGUUGUUUAAGGUUUAAGGAGAUGAACACAAAUCAACGCUUUGAUCUCAUCAAGAAGCAUGAUCUAUGCAUCAACUGCUUAGGCAAUGGUCAUAGAAUGAUCCAAUGUCCAUCCAAGAAUCGCUGCCGCUGUUGCAAUCGAGCACACCACACGUUGUUGCAUCAUGAGAAUGUAUCUCAACCCACUCAAACAACUCCAGUGGCAGGUCCCGCAUUCCAGCCUUCGGGGUCUACUCGACCUACAUGGCAAACUUCAUCUCAAGAAUCGACAGCAACCCACUCGCACAUGGGUGCAUCGGAAGGUGGGCAGGUUAUUCUUGCAACGGCUAUGAUCCUGGUCAAGGACGCUACGGGUACGUAUAAGUUGGGCAGAGCCCUCCUAGAUUCAUGCUCUCAACUCAAUUUCAUCACUGAGGAUUUCGCGCAAAAACUACGCCUUCGACGUGAGAAACAUGAUGUGGGCGUUCGAAGCAUUGGAGACUCGCUAACCAGUCUUAAGGCGCGUACGACCACGACCAUCAAAUCGCGCACUUCAGCCUUUCAACUGUCACUUCAAUUCGGAAUCACCUCGCACAUAGCAUACCAGCCAGAUGCCGAGAUCGACACGUCCGGUUGGAGCUUGCCAGCCAAUACCAAAUUAGCAGACGAGAUGUUUUUUAAGCCCCGGCGCAUAUACCUGUUGUUAGGAACAGAGGCCUUCUUUGAUGCUCUUGCUGUUGGCUAA
Messenger RNA from Anastrepha ludens (Mexican fruit fly), 1716 nucleotides. RefSeq lists its product as uncharacterized. Lineage: Eukaryota; Metazoa; Arthropoda; Insecta; Diptera; Tephritidae. The coding region runs from base 1 to 1716 and encodes 571 amino acids. The transcript has a single exon. The record is from RefSeq and is a predicted model, not a curated record.